CGGUGGCCAGGGCUGGCGGUUGGCCGUGAACCGCGGGCGGACUUGGUGCCGCGGGCCGACUAGGCCAAGUGAGGUGGUGGAGCCUGCCCGCCUAGGCGAGCAGGAAUCGGAAGACAUGGCUUCCUCUGAUGCCGCCCGCACGCGCGUUGUCCUGAGGACCUGGCUGACCUGCGCCCCUAAUGAGGGCUUCUUCUGCCGGGAGAAGCGAUGGUCUCUUCCUGAAGGCCGCUGAUUACCUUGUCUCCGUGUGAUAGAUACAGUGAUUUCACUAGAUGGAUUGAUUACUUUGGGGACUGCAAUUCCUAGAGAGAAACGAGAUGGAGGGCAUCUGAACCUUUACCCCUAUUUUAUCAUCGAAGCUAGGAUAAAUAGGAAUGGCUGUAGAGGAACUUCAGUCCAUAAUAAAGAGAUGUCAAAUCCUAGAAGAGCAAGACUUUAAAGAAGAGGAUUUUGGCCUAUUUCAGUUAGCUGGGCAAAAAUGUAUAGAAGAAGGGCACAUAGACCAGCUAUUAGAAAUUAUUCAAAACGAAAAGAAUAAGGUCAUCAUCAAGAAUAUGGGCUGGAAUCUUGUUGGGCCUGUUGUUCGAUGCCUUUUGUGGAAAGAGAGGGAGGAUGAUGAUAAAAGAAAAGUUUAUUUUUUGAUCCUUGAUUUAUUGGUAAAGUUAUGCAAUCCAAAGGAAUUAUUGUUGGGUUUGCUUGAACUGAUUGAAGAGCCCUCUGGAAAACAGAUAUCCCGAAGUAUUCUUCUUUUGCUUCAGCCAUUACAGACAGUGAUUCAGAAACUUCAUAACAAAGCAUAUUCAAUUGGAUUAGCAUUGUCUACCCUUUGGAAUCAGCUAUCUCUUCUUCCUGUUCCAUACUCAAAAGAACAAAUACAAAUGGAUGACUAUGGCCUUUGUCAGUGUUGUAAGGCCUUAAUAGAGUUUACUAAGCCUUUUGUGGAAGAGGUCAUUGAUAACAAAGAAAACUCACUGGAAAAUGAAAAGUUAAAGGAUGAAUUACUGAAAUUUUGUUUCAAAAGCUUGAAAUGCCCUUUGCUGACAGCACAAUUCCUUGAACAGUCUGAAGAAGGUGGAAAUGAUCCUUUCAGAUAUUUUGCAUCAGAAAUAAUAGGUUUUUUAUCAGCAAUUGAACACCCUUUCCCCAAAAUGAUUUUUAAUCAUGGAAGGAAAAAGAGAACUUGGAAUUACCUUGAAUUUGAAGAAGAAGAAGAUAAACAAUUAGCAGAUUCAAUGGCUUCUCUGGCAUAUCUAAUAUUUGUACAGGGCAUCUGUAUUGAUCAGCUUCCAAUGGUCUUAAGCCCGUUGUACCUUUUGCAGCUUAAUAUGGGGCAUAUUGAAGUAUUUUUGCAAAGAACAGAAGAGUCUGUUAUCUCCAAAGGAUUGGAGCUGCUGGAGAAUGGUUUAUUGAGAAUAGAAGACAACAGUCUACUUUACCAGUACUUAGAAAUCAAGAGUUUUCUUACUGUACCUCAGGGCUUAGUGAAAGUAAUGACACUUUGCCCGAUUGAGACACUGAGGAAAAAGAGUUUAGCUAUGCUUCAGCUAUAUAUUAACAAGUUGGAUUCACAAGGCAAAUAUACAUUAUUUAGGUGCUUAUUGAAUACUAGUCAUCACUCAGGUGUGGAGGCUUUUAUUAUUCAAAAUAUCAAAAAUCAAAUUGACACAUCAUUAAAGAGAACACAUAACAAAAAAUGGUUUACAGGACCACAGUUGAUUUCCCUUCUUGAUUUGGUACUCUUUCUCCCAGAGGGUGCGGAAACAGAUUUACUGCAAAACUCAGAUAGGAUUAUGGCUUCAUUAAAUUUAUUGAGGUAUUUGGUUAUCAAAGAUAAUGAAAAUGACAAUCAAACUGGAUUAUGGACAGAACUUGGAAAUAUUGAAAAUAAUUUCUUAAAGCCACUCCAUAUAGGACUUAAUAUGUCAAAAGCACAUUAUGAAGCAGAAAUUAAAAAUAGCGAAGAGGCCCAAAAAUCUAAAGAUCUUUGUUCUAUAACUGUAGGUGGAGAAGAGAUCCCUAAUAUGCCUCCUGAAAUGCAGCUUAAGGUCCUACAUUCAGCUCUUUUCACAUUUGAUUUGAUUGAAAGUGUUCUAGCUCGAGUGGAAGAACUCAUUGAAAUGAAAACAAAGUCUACCUCUGAAGAAAAUAUUGAGAUAAAGUGAAAGUUCCACUUCCUAAAUAAAAACUAAUAAAACAUAAUUUUCCAUUACGAUUUAUUUAAUACCUUUAAAAAAAUUUUUAUGUAAAAAUUUACUGCUCAAAAAAAAUGUUUUUCUCAUUUA
Messenger RNA from Sapajus apella (tufted capuchin), 2282 nucleotides. It is a transcript of the gene GLMN, whose product is annotated as glomulin, FKBP associated protein. Gene Ontology annotation, cellular component: cytoplasm. Lineage: Eukaryota; Metazoa; Chordata; Mammalia; Primates; Cebidae. Gene Ontology annotation, molecular function: ubiquitin-protein transferase inhibitor activity. The coding region runs from base 375 to 2162 and encodes 595 amino acids. The record is from RefSeq and is a predicted model, not a curated record. The transcript has 19 exons.